GACAGCUGACUUCUAAUAAAGACAGAGAGAAAGAGGAGACUAUCUUGAAGUCUUAAUUGUUCAGGCACUGGGGUAAAAUGGUGCCCAUCAUUUUUAUGAGUACCUUUUUGCUUCAAUUUACUGUUUCUGAGGCUUUGAACCCGCAAUAUAUCCUAUGGGUCCCCUCUGUGAUGCAAAGUCAUUCUACAGAACAAGCUUGUCUCCACCUUUUAAACCUGAAUGAAUCUGUGUCCUUGAGUGUUGUCUUAGAAUAUGAUGGAUCCAAUAGCACUAUUUUUGACCAGACUGUGGAAGAGGAUAACUUCUAUGCUUGUGCAAAUUUUGAGGUUUCCCACAAGUCUUCUGAACAGAUGGCUUUUGUGACUCUGUUGGUUAAGGGAGAUACUCUUAAAAUCUUUGAGAGGAGAUCUGUAGCACUGUCUUCAGAAGAGACAGUGACCUUUGUGCAGACAGAUAAACCCAUCUAUAAAUCUGGAGAGAAUGUUAAACUUCGCAUCGUGACACUGGAUACUAAGUUCCUUCCUAUCAACGAUGUGUAUCCCUUGAUCACACUUCAGGAUCCUCAAGACAAUAGGAUUUUUCAAUGGCAAAAUGUGACCUCUUCUCAAAAUAUUACCGAACUCUCAUUUCAAUUGAUUUUAGAACCAGUGUUUGGAGAUUACUCUAUUGUCGUGAAAGAAAAAUCAGGAAAGACAUUGACACACCAAUUUACUGUUAAUAGAAAUGUGUUGCCCAAGUUUGAAGUUAAAGUCAGUGCACCACAAACAAUAACUAUUUCAGAUGAUGAAUUCCAAGUCAGCACAUGUGCUAAGUAUACCUUUGGCCAACCUGUACAUGGGAAAGUCCACAUCCAGGUGUGCAGGGAAUUUUUUUCCUCUGGGGCUUGUGAGAAAGACAAGAAUGAAAUAUGUGAACAGUUUGUUGCACAGUUGAAAAAUGGUUGUGUUUCUCAAAUUAUAAAUACAAAAGUCUUCCAACUCUACCGUUCUGGACUCUUCAUGUCAUUUUAUAUCACCACAACUGUUACGGAAAUUGGGACAGGUGUGCAAAUCAGCGAAAAGUCUUCUAUUUUUAUCACUCCAGUGCUUGGAAGUGUGAGCUUCAAGAACAUGGACCCUUUCUAUAGAAGAGGAAUUUCUUAUUUUGGAACUCUUAAAUUUUCCGGCCCUAAUAAUGUUCCGAUGGUGAACAAGUUAUUGCAGUUGGAGCUCAAUGACAGACUGGUAGGAAACUACACCACAGAUGAGAAUGGUGAAGCUCAGUUUUCCAUUGAUACUUCUGAUAUAUUUGAUCCGGAGUUUCGUCUGAAAGCCACAUAUGUCAGACCCCAAAGCUGCUACCUUCCCAGCUGGUUAAUUCCACAGUACAUGGAUGGCCAUUUCUCAGUCCAACGCUUCUACUCACAAACCAGCAGUUUCCUGCUGAUUGAGCCUGAACCCAAGGAGCUUAGAUGCGAUCAAGAGAAGAUUGUUACUGUACAUUACUCGCUAAACAGUGAAGCAUACAGGGAUGAUUCAAACAUCAACUUCUUCUAUUUGGUUAUGGUGAAAGGAACUAUCUUCCUCAGUGGACAGAAGGAGAUCAGAAACAAAGCCUGGAAGGGAAACAUCUCCUUCCCCAUCAAUGUCAGUGCUGAUCUGGCUCCUGUGGCUGUCAUGCUUGUCUACACUCUUCACCCCAGUGGGGAAAUCAUAGCUGACAGUGUCAAGUUCCAGGUGGAAAAAUGCUUUAAAAACAAGGUUAACAUCAAGUUCUCGAAGGAGCAGGGACUACCAGGCUCCAGCACUGGUCUCCAUCUUCAGGCAUCCCCUGACUCAGUCUGUGCCCUCCGGGCUGUGGAUAAAAGCGUUCUACUGAAGUCAGAACAACAGCUGUCAGCUGAAAGUGUGUACAGUAUGCUCCCAAAUACAGAACUGUAUGGUUAUUUCUAUCGUGGUCUCAACCUUGAUGAUGGCAAGCUAGACCCUUGCAUUCCUCAGAAAGAUAUGUUUUACAAUGGCUUGUAUUAUAUACCUGUAAGCAACCAUGGGGAUGGAGACACCUAUGAUAUUCUCAAGGAUAUGGGUCUGAAAGUCUUCACCAAUCUCCAUUACCGGAAACCAGAAGUAUGUUCAACAGAGAAAAUCAUGCCAUACACUGGGCCGCUCUAUCUGGAAUCAGGAGGAUAUUCACCCAUGUACAGUGCCCCAUUGAAAAUUGCAUCUGGUGAAGUCACAAGGGAGAAUUUUGACUCCAUAGAACGGGUUAUAAUUGAAACAGUAAGAACAAACUUUCCAGAAACAUGGAUUUGGGAGCUUGUCAGCAUUGAUUCCUCCGGUUCAGCAAAUCUUUCAUUCACCAUCCCUGAUACUAUAACCCAAUGGGAAGCAAAUGGCUUCUGUGUGAACGGUGAGGCUGGAUUUGGCAUUUCAUCAACAGCUUCUCUGGAAGCCUCCCAACUUUUCUUUGUUGAAAUAACCUCCCCCUCUUCAGUUGUUCGGAAUGAACGGUCUGAUCUGAUUGUCAGUGUCUUCAGCUACCUGAAUACCUGUGUAGAGAUUUUCACUCAACUGGAAGCAUCUCAGGAUUUUGAGGCAGAUAUCAGUACCCCUAAAGACAACAGCAGUGAGAUUAUCCAAGCUGCAGAGAAAAAGACAUAUGUCUGGACUGUUACACCUAAGAAGCUGGGUAAAGUGAAUAUCACCAUAGUUGCUGAGUCCAGGCAAAGUAGUGCUUGCUCAAAGGAAGCACCUGAGAGGCAGAAUCUGAACUGGAAAGAUACUGUGAUCAAAAGUCUGUUGGUACAGCCUGAAGGUAUUGAAAACGAGAUGACUCAAAGUUUCCUAAUCUGUACACAAGGCACCAAAGUCUCCAGGCAGGUAGAUUUGAAUUUGACAAAUGAUGUCGUAGAAGGAUCAACCAGGGCCUUUUUCACUGUUGUGGGGGAUAUUCUAGGGCUUUCAAUACAGAAUCUGGAGAAUCUUUUCCAAAUGCCCUAUGGAGGUGGAGAACAGAAUAUUGCCCUGCUAGCAUCUGAUACCUACAUCCUAGACUAUCUGAAAUCUACUAAACAACUGACGGAAGAAAUUAAAUCUAAAGCUUUAUUCUUCUUAUCUAAUGGUUAUCAGAAGCAGUUGUCUUUCAAAAACUUGGAUGGUUCCUAUAGCGUGUUUUGGCAGAGGAAUCAGGAAGGAAGCAUAUGGCUCAGUGCUCUUACUUUUAAGACAUUUGCGGGAAUGAAGAAAUAUGUCUUCAUUGAUGAACUGGUUCAAAGGGAGACCUUGAUCUGGCUUGCAAGCAAACAGAAAAUAGAUGGUUGCUUUAAAAGUGAUGGCAAGCUUUUCAACAAUGCCUGGGAGGUUGGAGAUGAAGAGGACAUUGUACUCACUGCCUACAUCGUUGCUGCAUUCCUUGAAGCUGGACUCAAUUUCACUUUUCCCGCUCUUCGAAAUGGGCUCUUUUGCUUAGAGGAAGCCUUGGCAAAUGGUAUCAGAAAUGGCUACAACCUUGCAAUUCUAGCUUAUGUUUUUACAUUAGCUGGAAAAGAGGAGCAAGUGGAAUUCUUACUCCGGACCCUGGAUGAAUCUGCUACAAAAUUAAAUAAUGUGAUAUAUUGGGGAAAACCGAAGAAACUGGAGACAGAGGCAUCUCCACUCUUUAUUCUUCGGGCUCCUUCUGCUGAGAUGGAGAAGACGUGCUAUGUGCUGUUGGCUGUGAUUUCCCAGAAAAACCCUGACCUGACCUACGCCAGUAAGAUUGUUCAGUGGCUUGCCCAACAGAUGAAUUCUCACGGAGGCUUCUCCUCCCCUCAGAGCUUGGAAUGCUGCUUGUACUGUUCUGUGCAGGAUACGCCCAUCUGCCUUCUUGCCAUAACCCGCUACAUGAAUUUAAUCUUCUCUGAUGAUCAAGUCACUGUCAGCUUAAGCAGUGAAGAAUUCAACGAGAUUUUCCAGGUUAACAGUGAUAAUCACUUAUUGGUCCAACGUUCAGAACUAACAAAAGCAGGUGGACAAUACACAGUAGAUGUGGAAGGACAAGGUUGUGCAUUUAUCCAGGCUACCCUGAGGUAUACUGUGCUGCUACCUAAAAAGGAAUCUGGAUUUUCCCUUUCCUUACAAAUAGUAAAGAAAAACUCUUCGGAUGUAUCCCAGAGUAAUUUUGACCUGACAGUAACCCUCAGGUAUACGGGAACUCGCAAUAACUCCAACAUGGUCCUUGUUGAUGUAAAAAUGUUAUCAGGAUUUACUCCAGUCAUGUCAUCCAUUGAAGAGCUUGAAAACAAUGGCCAAGUAAUGAAGAGUGAAUUCAAGAAUGACCAUGUUCUUUUCUACCUGGAAAAUGUUUCAGGUACAGCAAAGAGUUUCACCUUCUCUGUUGAGCAAAUCAACCACGUGGCAAACAUUCAGCCAGCCCCAGUCAUGGUCUACGAUUAUUAUGAAAAAGAUGAAUAUGCCCUUGCUUCUUACAAUAUCAACAGUGUUUCUGUUUCUCAGUGAGACAAAACAAAAUACACAAAAAAGGUAGAAAACAAUUUACUUUGAAUGAACUUAUUCUCCUGUCUCAAACCUGGAAGAAAUCCAUGAACCACCUCACAUUCUGAAUAGAGUUCACUCUGCUAUGAGUUCUUAUCACAGUUUGUUUCAUUAAAUGCUGUGAUUUUUGCA
Molecule: messenger RNA, 4643 nt
Organism: Cervus elaphus (red deer)
Lineage: Eukaryota; Metazoa; Chordata; Mammalia; Artiodactyla; Cervidae
Product: ovostatin homolog 2-like
Exons: 36
Coding region: 78-4475 (1465 amino acids)
Cellular component (GO): extracellular region
Molecular function (GO): endopeptidase inhibitor activity
Source: RefSeq, a predicted model, not a curated record